This is a messenger RNA of Bactrocera neohumeralis, 3576 nucleotides long. RefSeq names its product heparan sulfate 2-O-sulfotransferase pipe-like. Gene Ontology annotation, cellular component: membrane. Gene Ontology annotation, molecular function: sulfotransferase activity. The transcript has 6 exons. NCBI's taxonomy places the organism in Eukaryota, Metazoa, Arthropoda, Insecta, Diptera, Tephritidae. Bases 893 to 2104 code for a protein of 403 amino acids. The record is from RefSeq and is a predicted model, not a curated record.
UCCAACAUACUUAAGUCUGUUCAUAUUUGUCUACACCUUUACGCACUUGCUUACAUACACACAAACGUAUAUUGACUCUUUUGAGUGGAGCAGCAGCUGUGCAAAGAAAUAUGGUAUGAAAGAAGCAAAAUGAAAGCUAUACAACAACACAAACUGUAAUAGGAGCAUGAUGCCGCACUAACGAUCGCAGCUGAAAAAGUAGAAAUGCGGCAAAGACAUGAAGCGUUGCGAGCGAGCGAGCGCACAUAACUUCACCGAGUGGAAACGCUGAGUUGCUGCGACUUGACGCGAAGCGACGGUUCUGUCUGCCUAUGGUUAUGUCUUGGGCUGUUGCUGUUGCUGCCACUGCCGCCGCUGCUCAUUGCUGUUGCUGACAAUAAUUAGCUAGCAAGUUGGCCAAAAAGCGGUCAGAGACCGACAGAAAAUUUCAGUUUAACCGCGAUUGCCAAUCGCUUAAGACGUUUUUUAAAAUCAUCGACGGCGUCUCGUUGCUUACAUUCAUUCUGUCUUUGAAAGUUUUACUGUGUUGGAAGUCGGUCUUGAAUAUUUCUGCUUUUCUGCAUUGGCUUCAAGUUCACAUAUCAAGACAUUUCGAAGAAAAAAAUUGAUUCGAGUCAAUAGCCAAGUUUAAAGCAUUGAAUGCACAUGUUACAAAGUCGCAAUUGCAAUAAUUCUUAAUUGAUUUAAUAACGCGCGUGCAUACAUACAUAUGUGCAUAGAUGUGUGUGUAACAAAUUAAAUAUAUUUGCGUAUUAAAGUGCUCAGAAACAACUAACUAUUGCAAAAGGUUGAAGUGAUUUUUUAGAAUACAUAUUUAACAACAUUUCCGUGUGUACAAUUUACAAACAUACAUAUAUAGCAUUUUUACCACUGCCAAGAUCGUGUCGACGAAAUGAGUUUGGGCGGGGAAAAAUCGUUCAAAAUGCGGAUGCGCGACAUGGAAAACGCUUUCAAAUACCGCCGAAUACCAUACCCAAAACGAUCCGUUGAACUCAUCGCUAUUUUGGCAAUAUCCUGCACAUUUUUCCUUUUCAUGCAUACAAAUAAACUAAACAGCCGCCUCAAAGAGAUGGAAAUCAAACUGCAACCAUCGGAGUUCUCAGCGCUCGGCUUAACUGGCAAUCAAAUAAGUCCAAGGGAGUCAUCAAGACGUGAUAAUAUCAACACACUUCAUGGCACCUAUCAAUAUCUCAAGAGCACCGGCCAGAUGCAAUCAUUAAAUGCACUAGAGCUGAACAACACGAGAAAAGCCGAAUUGGGUAUAGUUUUCUUUAAUCGAGUGCCAAAAGUUGGUAGCCAAACAUUUAUGGAACUUUUACGUCGCCUAUCGGAGCGAAAUAAUUUUCAAUUUCAUCGAGAUGCAGUGCAAAAGGUGGAAACGAUACGCCUGGCCGAUGAUCAGCAGCAAGAGCUUGCCGAAGUGAUAAGCGACCUACCUGAACCAUCUGUUUUCAUCAAGCAUGUAUGCUACACGAAUUUUACAAAAUUCAAUUUGCCCAUGCCGAUUUAUGUGAAUGUCGUGAGAGAUCCCAUUGAACGUGUGAUUAGUUGGUUUUACUAUGUACGGGCUCCCUGGUACUUUGUCGAACGUAAAGCUGCCUUUCCCGAUUUACCGCUACCACACCCCGCAUGGUUGAAAAAAGAUUUCGAGACUUGUGUGCUAUCCGGCGAUCAGGAAUGUACCUAUACGCAGGGUGUGACCGUGGAAGGUAUAGGUGAUCACCGGCGACAGAGUCUAUUCUUCUGUGGUCAUGCAUAUGAAUGCACCCCCUUCAAUACGGUGGGUGCAUUGGAGCGCGCCAAGUUCGCUGUAGAGAGUCAAUAUGCUGUUGUGGGUGUUCUGGAGGAUAUGAAUACGACCUUAUCUGUAUUUGAGAAAUAUAUACCACGGUUCUUUGAAGGUGUUCGAGAUAUUUACCAAAGUAGCGCGGAGUACUUAACGAAGAUCAAUAAGAACAACUUCAAGCCGCCAGUGAGUGAGAAGGUGAAAAAUAUAGUGCGACAUAAUUUCACAAACGAGAUCGAGUUCUAUCAGUUCUGCUUACAACGGUUGCACAAACAGUACCUUGCCACACAUAUUCCACAGAAGAUUUUGGCACCUUAAGAACUGUUCUCGCAUAUGAUUGAUGGAUUGUUGUUAUUGCAUUGUUGUACACUACAUAGUUGCUGUGCAUGGCUAAAUGUCAGAUUUCCAGUGAGAUUUCGCAGAGACACAAGGAGCAAAUCUUGAUCAGCUUAUUUGUAAAUAGCUGGAAUAAAUUAUAAUUAUUAUUAUUUUGUUUUAUUUAAUUAACCAGUAUUAUAGUGAUUUUAGUACGAAAUUGCAGUUAUAUUAAUUUUUGUUGAAAUUAAAACAUAUUUUUUUAUUAGGCGCACACACACAUAUCAGCGAGUUUUUGACAAAAGAACUUUUCUAGCUUAAGCAAGUUCCUCUUUGAUUACGAUAAAUUUGAUCUUUAAUGAAACAUUAAAUUACUCUAUGCGAAUUAAAUAAAAUAGUUUCUAAAACAAUACAUUAAUAAUUUGACAAAAUUGGUGAGCUACAAUUUAUUUAGGAAUUAUUUCUAUUACAACUUGCGCGGUUAAAACUGCUAAGUCGAGAUAAGUUGUUUUGUCAAAACUACGUUUGAGAAUCUAAAGCCACUACACACUCGUAAAAAGUACAACAUACAUACAUAUUAACAUAUGUAGUUUUAAUUUGCAAACACACAUACACAAGUGCAUAUAUGUAUAUAUGGAAGUAAAAUUAAAAAAAAUUGAUGCGAAAUUUCUAGUCAAUAACUUAUAAACGUUUAUCUGUAUGUAUACAUAUAUGUAUGCGCAUGAGUGCAUAUAUGUAUAUGUAUGUUGAAAAUACUCGGAUAUGGUUUAGUUUACUGUUUGAAACUUCUAUGAGAGAUUUUACUCGAGGGCUAAAUUCAUGAAAAGUGCACAGCUUUCAUUACUUUUGUGGCUACACUUAAAUUACAUGCACAUCUAGAUUUGUGCGGAUUCGAAAAUCAAUAUGUAUGUACAUAUGUUUGUGUAUUUGUGUAUGACAAUUAUCUUUGUAGAAGCAAGAAGAGUAAUCACUUUCGGAUUAUAUUAUUUAGAUUGAGGCUAAUACAUAUGCAAAUAGUAUAUCUAUGUGUGUAAGGAUGUGUGUACGAGGGCGAAGUUCAACUAUACUACCUAAAACAUAUAUGUAUGAAAUAUGAUCCUUUUCCAACAGUAACUUUAAUUAUUUGAAAAGGCAGAAAAAUGAACAGUGAAAAUAGUUAAAAAGCAUUUUACUUUGCUUUAGACAAAUAACAGUUGGUUUAAUAAGUAUGCGUACGCACAAAAUAUUUUAAAUUAUUAUUAUGUAUUUUAAAAUUACGGAAAAUUAUUAAAACCACUUGUAUACUCAACAAGACUUAGUCUUCAAACAUUAAUUUAUAUUAUUUACAUUAAUUUAUAUAAUUAUUUCCAGCUAAAAUAGCGAUCAAUACCUUUUAUUCUUUAAAUGUUGAGCGGUAUCGGCUGACAUGGCACAUUUGUAAAUUUUUGUAUUUGUAAUUCCUGCUUCUUUAUGUUACUUAAUAAUCAAUUAAUUAA